CUAAACCCAAUGCGUCCCCCAACAACUCGCACCCCACCCGAAGCCUCCCUCGCUUCGUCAGUUUCUCGUCGCCGCCACCGCCACCGCCACUGCCACCGCCGCUUCGUUUCCUACUCCUCCUGCUUCCGCCUCGCCCUCCUCGAGAGCUCCCCGAAACCCACUCGUAGCCACUGGAAUCUCGCUUCCAUGCGCGGAUCCCGGUAGCUCCCCCCACCGACGCGCGAAGCUAGCGGUCUGCACCAUGGCGUCCGUGGCGGAGCUCAAGGAGAAGCACGCGGCGGCGACGGCCUCGGUGAACUCCCUGCGCGAGCGGCUCCGGCAGCGCCGGGAGAUGCUCCUCGACACCGACGUGGCUAGGUACUCCAAGGCGCAGGGGAGGGCGCCGGUGAGCUUCAACCCCACGGAUCUGGUGUGCUGCCGCACGCUACAGGGCCACAGCGGGAAGGUAUAUUCUCUGGAUUGGACUCCUGAAAAGAAUUGGAUAGUCAGCGCCUCACAAGAUGGAAGGCUAAUUGUAUGGAACGCAUUAACAAGCCAGAAAACACAUGCCAUAAAGCUACAUUGUCCAUGGGUGAUGACUUGUUCUUUUGCGCCUAAUGGCCAAUCUGUUGCCUGUGGUGGUCUUGAUAGCGCAUGCUCUAUUUUCAAUCUUAACUCACAAGCAGACAGAGAUGGGAACAUGCCAGUAUCAAGAAUUCUAACUGGACACAAGGGUUAUGUUUCGUCCUGUCAAUACGUCCCAGAUCAGGAAACCCGCCUUAUAACAAGCUCAGGAGACCAGACAUGUGUUCAGUGGGAUGUUACUACUGGCCAGAGGAUAUCAACAUUUGGAGGUGAAUUUCCAUCAGGGCAUACAGCCGAUGUUUUAAGCGUGUCCAUCAACUCAUCGAACACGAAUAUGUUCGUCUCUGGUUCAUGUGAUGCAACUGUGAAGCUGUGGGAUAUCAGAAUUGCAAGUCGGGCAGUUCGAACCUAUCAUGGACAUGAGGGUGACAUUAACAGUGUCAAGUUUUUCCCAGAUGGCCAUAGAUUUGGUACUGGCUCAGAUGAUGGCACAUGUAGAUUAUUUGACAUGAGAACCGGGCAUCAACUUCAGGUGUACAGUAGGGAGCCCGAUAGUAAUGAACUACCUAUUGUUACAUCUAUCGCAUUUUCGAUAUCAGGAAGGCUUCUUUUUUCUGGGUACUCCAAUGGUGACUGUUAUGUGUGGGACACACUGCUUGCUGAGGUGGUACUUAAUUUGGGAAACCUCCAAAACUCCCAUGAUGGUCGUAUAAGUUGCCUUGGGAUGUCAUCUGAUGGGAGUGCAUUGUGUACAGGAAGUUGGGACAAAAAUUUGAAGAUUUGGGCCUUCAGUGGAAACCGGAAAAUAGUUUGAAGGCCAAGUUUUCUCCCCGUGUUUUAUGUUCCUUAUUCCGCCUUAAGCAUGACGAUCAGCUCAACUGGUUCCUGGAAACUGCUUUAUUAUUUUCGUAGUAUAGAAGCUUGUGUAUCAUACCUUUAUGUUCAAUGGAAAGUGCAAUUUGUCAACAAGACACUGUGUGUUGUAUCUUGUUAAGUUAGUGACUGUCUAUAAUAUCAUUACCAGAAUAUCA
This is a messenger RNA of Phragmites australis (common reed), 1595 nucleotides long. RefSeq names its product guanine nucleotide-binding protein subunit beta. The transcript has 6 exons. The coding region runs from base 242 to 1378 and encodes 378 amino acids. Gene Ontology annotation, molecular function: signaling receptor complex adaptor activity; protein binding. Gene Ontology annotation, cellular component: heterotrimeric G-protein complex; cytoplasm. NCBI's taxonomy places the organism in Eukaryota, Viridiplantae, Streptophyta, Magnoliopsida, Poales, Poaceae. The record is from RefSeq and is a predicted model, not a curated record. Gene Ontology annotation, biological process: G protein-coupled receptor signaling pathway.